Molecule: messenger RNA, 228 nt
Organism: Colletotrichum gloeosporioides
Lineage: Eukaryota; Fungi; Ascomycota; Sordariomycetes; Glomerellales; Glomerellaceae
Exons: 1
Coding region: 1-228 (75 amino acids)
Source: RefSeq, a predicted model, not a curated record
AUGAUGCUCUACUCCGCCUUCGCUGUCAUUCUUCUAGCUGCUGGAACUGCAGGCAACUUUCUGAAAGAAUGCGAAUUCAUCAGCUUCAGUCUCGGCGACAAUGAUAGGGACCCAUUCCUGCAUUACUCAUGCCCCCUCAGUCAGGCGCCGUACCUCUGGUGCUCCAAGUUGAAGCUGAACGACUGCAUCGUCAACAACCUUGGAAACCUGGAAGCUCGAGAAAAGUAA